Messenger RNA from Vitis riparia (riverbank grape), 2598 nucleotides. RefSeq names its product pentatricopeptide repeat-containing protein At3g22690. Lineage: Eukaryota; Viridiplantae; Streptophyta; Magnoliopsida; Vitales; Vitaceae. Gene Ontology annotation, molecular function: RNA binding; protein binding; zinc ion binding. Gene Ontology annotation, biological process: RNA modification. The record is from RefSeq and is a predicted model, not a curated record. The coding region runs from base 19 to 2529 and encodes 836 amino acids. The transcript has a single exon.
AUCCAACAGAAAACAGCCAUGGCUUCCAGCCUUUGCCUCUCUCCUCUGCUCUCCGCCACCCAAAUCAAAGAGGCCGACCCCAUGACCAAAGACAGUUGUUUGAAUGAAUCACUUCGAUGUUGCAAAACCUUGAACCAACUCAAGCAGUUACACUGUCAAAUUACUAAGAACGGUCUUGAUCAGAUCCCUUCUACUCUAACCAAGCUGGUCAAUGCUGGCGCAGAAAUUGCCUCGCCGGAAAGCUUAGACUACGCUCGAAAGGCCUUUGAGCUCUUCAAAGAAGAUGUAAGAAGCGAUGAUGCGCUUUUCAUGCUUAACUCUUUGAUCAGAGGUUACUCUUCUGCUGGUCUUGGCCGCGAAGCUAUCUUACUUUAUGUUCGGAUGUUGGUCCUAGGCGUUACACCUAAUCACUAUACCUUUCCAUUUGUUUUGAGUGGGUGCACAAAGAUCGCAGCUUUCUGUGAGGGGAUUCAAGUUCAUGGGUCCGUUGUCAAGAUGGGUUUAGAGGAAGAUGUGUUUAUACAGAACUGUUUGAUUCAUUUCUAUGCUGAAUGUGGACACAUGGAUCAUGGGCACAAGGUGUUUGAGGGAAUGUCUGAAAGAAAUGUUGUGUCGUGGACUAGUUUGAUUUGUGGUUACGCUCGUGGGGAUCGUCCAAAAGAGGCCGUUUCUUUGUUUUUUGAAAUGGUGGAGGCGGGUAUUAGACCUAGUUCGGUUACCAUGGUGUGUGUGAUCUCUGCAUGUGCCAAGUUGCGGGAUCUUGACAUGGGCGAGAGAGUGUGUGCUUAUAUCGGUGAGUUGGGGCUGAAGCUCAAUAAAGUCAUGGUGAAUGCGCUCGUCGACAUGUACAUGAAAUGCGGUGCAAUCGAUGCUGCAAAGCGGCUCUUUGAUGAAUGUGUUGAUAGAAAUUUGGUCCUUUACAAUACAAUCUUGUCAAAUUAUGUGCGCCAGGGAUUGGCGAGAGAGGCGCUUGCCAUAUUAGAUGAAAUGCUGCAACAAGGCCCUCGACCCGACAGGGUCACAAUGUUAUCUGCAAUCUCGGCCUCCGCACAGUUAGUUGAUCUUUUCUAUGGAAAGGUGUGCCAUGGUUAUGUGAUAAGGAAUGGGCUAGAAGGUUGGGAUAGCAUUGGAAAUGUGAUUAUUGACAUGUACAUGAAGUGUGGGAAACCAGAAAUGGCCUGUAGAGUAUUUGAUCUAAUGUCCAACAAGACUGUGGUUUCAUGGAAUUCACUAACGGCGGGAUUUAUCAGAAAUGGUGAUGUGGAAUCAGCUUGGGAAGUAUUCAAUCAAAUACCAGAGAGAAAUGCUGUGUUUUGGAACACCAUGAUUAGUGGUUUGGUGCAGAAGAGCUUGUUUGAGGACGCAAUUGAACUGUUCCGAGAAAUGCAGGGCGAGGGAAUAAAAGCAGACAGGGUGACAAUGAUGGGCAUCGCUUCUGCCUGUGGAUAUUUAGGAGCUCCAGAGCUUGCAAAGUGGGUUCACACUUACAUUGAAAAGAAUGGAAUUCCUUGUGAUAUGCGGCUCAAUACAGCUCUGGUUGAUAUGUUUGCUAGGUGUGGUGAUCCUCAAAGUGCAAUGCAAGUCUUCAAUAAAAUGACUGAAAGAGAUGUAUCUGCUUGGACUGCAGCCAUUGGAACAAUGGCCAUGGAGGGAAAUGGGGAAGGAGCUACUGGGCUUUUCAACCAGAUGCUUAUUCAAGGAGUGAAACCUGAUGUGGUACUAUUUGUGCAAGUACUGACUGCAUGUAGCCAUGGUGGGCUAGUGGAACAAGGCUUGCAUAUUUUCAGUUUGAUGGAGGACCAUGGAAUCUCCCCCCAAAUUGAACAUUAUGGGUGCAUGGUUGAUUUACUUGGCCGAGCUGGAUUACUGAGGGAAGCUUUUGAUCUCAUAAAGAGCAUGCCCAUGGAGCCUAAUGAUGUGGUUUGGGGUUCUCUCUUAGCUGCUUGCCGGGUCCAUAAGAAUGUUGAAAUGGCUACAUAUGCAGCUGAAAGGAUAAAUGAAUUGGCUCCUCAGAGAGCUGGGGUCCAUGUGCUUCUUUCAAACAUAUAUGCUUCUGCUGGGAAAUGGACGGACGUUGCAAGAGUGAGACUAAACUUGAGGGAAAAAGGGGUUCGCAAAGUGCCCGGAUCAAGCUCGGUACAGGUUAAUGGUGUAAUACAUGAGUUCACCUCUGGGGAUGAAUCACAUCCAGAAAUGACCCACAUUGCCUUGAUGCUACAGGAGAUGAACUGCAGAUUCUCAGACGCUGGCCAUAUUCCUGAUCUAUCCAAUGUUUUACUUGAUGUUGAUGAGCAGGAGAAAGAGUACCUGCUCAGUCGACAUAGUGAGAAACUUGCUAUUGCAUUUGGGCUUAUCACUACAGGUCGAAGCACGCCAAUUCGUGUUGUUAAGAAUCUGCGCAUGUGCUCUGAUUGCCACUCCUUUGCCAAAAUGGCAUCAAUAAUAUAUAAUCGGGAGAUUAUUGUUAGAGAUAAUAAUAGGUUUCACUUCUUCCGGCAAGGCUUAUGUUCUUGUUGUGAUUAUUGGUAAUAUUACAUGAACUUCAUUGGUAAGUAUUUUUUGGACAAUUCAGCAUGUCAAUCCAUUUACAUUAGUUCA